UCCGGGAGGCUUGUUCUUAACUGGAACUAUCACAUGAUGCAUAGUUUACAGUUAACACUAGGCACUAUAGCUGAGUAACGUCCGUCUUUGGUAAACAUGGCAUCUACAGUAGCACCUUCGGAAAUCAACCCGUUGAACAUCGUUCUGAUUGGAAUGACGGGUUUUGGCAAAAGUUCAACAGGAAAUUCAAUUAUGGGUCGCAACGCAUUCAAAUCUUCAAAUGCAUCAGUCUCAGAGACAAAGAUGUCGACUUUAGAGUGUAGGGAGUGGGAACACGGGCUGAUCAAUGUUGUCGACACACCUGGUAUCAUGGACACGGAUGACACUCAGAGGACGACUUUGACCAAUAUUUACAGUGCAAUGGGACUUUGCGAAGAAGGAUUUAACGCCAUUGUGAUCGUGCUCAAAUUUGGAGAAAGAUUCACGGCUGAGAAGAAAAAGGCGAUUUCGAUAAUCAGGGAAUCUUUUGGAAAAGAUUUGAUUAAAAAUUGUAUAAUCGUCAUGACGCAUGGCGUUAUGUUUGAUUAUGAGCAAACUGGAAUGUCGUUUGAUGUUUGGUGCAGGAGUCAAACGGAGCCGAAAGAGCUGGUUGAAUUGUUCCAGGAAUGCCAUUACAGAAUUGUGCUCUUUUAUAACAAACUCCUCCCAGAAACUGAAGAAAACAAACGUAAACAAAAGGAAAUUGUUGACAAUUUUUUGCAAAUGGCCUGUCAUCUUCCUCAGCGGUAUGUCCGUGAAAGUUUCCAAAAAGCCGCAGUUGAAAGAGAGAAACUACUUAUGGAGGAGGAACUGCCUCAGCUGCAGAGAGAAAUACAGCAGAAGAUCAGUUUACUUGUGGGUGAAGUUGACGAAGCUAUUAGAAAUGUGCGAAAUAAAUCACAAGCUGAUUUCAACAAACUUCAGCAGAGAGUUGACGAUUUGCUGAAGGAAAUUGAUAUGAAGGACAAACACACAAAUUUGUUUCAGGAUUUAAGGAAUAAUGUUCUGGCGAUCAAGAAAAGAAUACAUGAUAUAUCUACUACUACAAAACAAACCGAUGUUUUGCCUCAACUCUUGCAGCUGCUUGAGGAUAUCAACACCAUCAAAAACCCACCAAACUGUAAAAAAAUGUGGUUGAAGUUUUUAGGCGGAAUGGCAUUGUCAACUGUCGCUGCUCUUAGCACGAUUGUGGUGGGUCCCGCUGGGUUGGCGGCGGCUGGCUUUGCCUCUAGUGCAACUUCUAUCGCACUGAUGAAAGAAAGGAGGGCGUACAUGCAAGAAGUACAAAAAUACGAACAAGCGGUCAAACGUGUUCAGUCAGCUUUAAAAUAAAGGUCUUCCUCAUCUAGCAAGCUAUUGAGUGGUGCGACUAAAACCAUUUUAUGGACGAUGAUGUUUAAGUUGGCUGCUUAUUCAACUACUACAAUAUUCGUUACUAUGUAUAACUGGCCUCUUAUAAUUACAAACUUCGGGUCAUUUUGAGACUAUUUGCCUUUAUGUUUUAAACAAAUGUAUAAUGUAUCUAACUAGAUUUUAUAAGACCACUUUUUUUAAGCAUAGUGUUUACAAUAAACAAACUGUAUGCCAUGUAAUAACAUGUUUUAUACAAAUGUGUAGAUUUUUAAUUUAGAUAAUUAAAUAUUUUAAAAUUAUUCUUGAUCACCGUGCCACAAAUUGACAUAAAUUAAUGUUAUAAGAGAUGUACACUGUAUGAUACUUCGGCACUUGAUAGACAUGUGGAACAAUGAACUGCAUUUAUAGGGGAUAUGCUCAUUAAAAAAAUAACAAUAAACCUGGUUUUUCGUCAUAAUGGGUUUUUUACACUUUUGGAUACUUUGUCCAUUUUUCUAUUAAGAAAAUAAUAACUUUAUUGACAAAAAAAAUGUUAUGGGUUUAAAAUACUGUUUUUAUGACCCUAUUAAUUUUUUUUUUAAAUAUUUUUUUUCCAAUUUUAACCGUCAUCAUAUUGUAAUUGGCAUCAUUAAAAAAGCUGGAAAUCUCAGGUAUUUGAUAGUCGUGUUUUCCAUCGUCUCGAAAACACCCACAUCUUACAAAUUGGCUUUACAAAUUACACAUAUAUGGUAUUUUCGUCACCUAAUUUUCGUUAUUUUGCUGUUUUCUCAGUUUAUAGUUUUUUGCAUUAACAAGCCUAAUACUUUUUUUUAUUUAUGAAACAAUGCCACCAUAGUACAAUGUUUUAAACCUUGUAGAAUUCUGACCAGUAACUCUUUCAAAAAGUUGUUGUGACAAAAGUUUUAAUAUAUGCUGAAAUAUAAGCCGUUUAAAUUUGAUUGCUAUAAGUCCAUUUAAAAAAAUCCUUAGCGUUUUUAAAGGCACCGAAAAAUUCAUAAUGGCGGAGUUUUUUUUUUCGGGUUUCUAUGACAACCAACAUGUUUUCAACUCUUUUUUUUUUUUGCUGUUUAAUGCUUACUUUCAUGUGCCAAAUAUGGUAAAAGUAUUAAAAAGGCUUCAGAUCUUAAAUUAUUUAAAAAUAGAAAUAAACUGAGCAUAUCCCAUUAUGAAUAGGUUUAUUCUAUUAUACUCUAACUAAGCAUGCUUCGUAAUGUAAAUUAUAACAUUCAAUAAUCGUAUUACUGUGACCAUAUGCACGUUGCUUGGAAAUUAUUUUUUUGUCUGAAAUAUAUGUUCUGGUUAGACUUUACUGGGGCUGUUAGUUCUAUCAACAACUUCGGAAAAAAAAUAAGUGUUUAAUAAAAACUUAUUUUG
Physella acuta is the source of this 2706-nucleotide messenger RNA. RefSeq names its product GTPase IMAP family member 7. NCBI's taxonomy places the organism in Eukaryota, Metazoa, Mollusca, Gastropoda, Physidae. Gene Ontology annotation, molecular function: GTP binding. The record is from RefSeq and is a predicted model, not a curated record.